AGGACCGCAAAUGAAAGUGAAAGAUUAAAAUAGCAAGAAAAAUAACUGCAUAUUAUCAGAUCUGACCGGAGACCUGAGCUUUGCUUUGCUUCCUCAGUGAUGGUUUGUCUCGGGGCUGUGUCAGGCAUGUGAAUUUCACCUACUUUCUGGAUGCAAAGGGGUAACAUCUACCCAUUCCUUUAUUUAUUUGGAAGCAAUGUGGGUCACACACAGAGAAGCCAUCUGAGACCUGGAAAGCUGUCUGGAUUGAAAAUAAAACAAGAAGAAUGAGACACCAGCCAGGAUCCCUGCCCUGAGAGGAAGGUGAAGAAAGAAAGAAAGAAAGAAAGAAAGAAAGAACAUGCAGACACCAAACCUGUAGAUUUAUGACAUUCUUUUUGCUCCAUUAAGGACAGAUAUUUUUCCCCUUACAGACAUGCAGCAUAAAGGCAUCAUGCUGAUUGUGUUCUUGGAGUACAUUGUUUCUGGUCAUGGUGAGGCAGAUCCAGUAAAGCUACGAACCUUCCGCUGCGACGGCCACUCCUGCAAUCCUCCGGUAGGGAAUCUAGCGACCGGCAGGACUCCAGUCUCUCUUACCACAUGUGGGCAGAACAGCACAGAACUGUAUUGCUUCUACCCAGACCAGCACCUCCUUCACUGGGCCUCCCAAGGCUGUGGGCAGCCCCGAUGCACUAAGUGCAAUGCCAAUCAGCCUGAUAACUCCCACCUCCCCUCUGAUAUGACAGAUGAUUUCUUCCUAAAUCCUGGCUCCUGGUGGCAGUCUGCACAAGGGGUACACAGGGAAGAAAUCAGGCUGGACUUGGAAACAGCGUUCUACCUGACUCACGUCAUUGUAGUGUUCAAGUCGCCGCGCCCAGCUGCGAUGGUACUGGAGAGGUCUCAGGACAAUGGCCAGACGUGGAGACCCUACAAAUAUUUUUCCGUCAACUGUACAGCAACGUUUGGGCUUCAAGAUGAUCUUAUUGAAGAGGGCUCUCUGUGCACUUCCAGGUAUUCAGAUGCAGUGCCUUGCACUAGAGGUGAGGUGAUCUAUCGUGCCUUAACUCCAACCAACAAGAUCGAAGACCCAUAUGGUCCUGAGGCCCAAGACCUCCUGAAACUCACCAACCUGCGCCUCCUUUUAUUAAAAAGGCAGGAGUGUACCUGCCAAGAUUUGGGAUUGCUGGAGAAACCCCAGAGGUUUGCCCACUAUGCUAUCUAUGAUCUGAUUGUCCGGGGGAGUUGCUUCUGUAAUGGUCAUGCAGAAGAAUGCCAGCUUGCCAAUGGGACAGGAAACACAGAGAAUGUGGUCCACGGGAAGUGUGUGUGCAGACACAACACAGCAGGGAACCACUGUGAAAGGUGUGAACCAUUAUACAAUGACCAGCCUUGGAAGCCAGGAGAUGGAAAAACUGGGGCACCAAAUGAAUGCAGAAAGUGCCGUUGUCACAACCAUGCUGAUAGCUGCCACUUCAACCUGAGUGUUUGGCUGGCAUCGGGGAAACACAGCGGUGGAGUAUGUGACAACUGCAAACACAACACGGAGGGACAUCGAUGUCAAAGGUGCAAACCAGGAUUUUACAGAGAUAGGGGAAAACCUAUGUCUUCCCCAGAGGUCUGCAAACCUUGCUCCUGUCAGCCUAUGGGAUCGGCCAAUGCAACCUUCAGCAGAAGCUGGCGGUGCCACCCAAAGACGGGGUUCUGUUACUGCAAGCCAGGCGUGGCAGGCCCGAACUGUGACAGAUGCCUUAUGGGAUACUGGGGCCUUGGAGAGAAUGGCUGUCGUCCUUGUGACUGUGCCAGAGACUGCGACCCGCACACUGGAAACUGUUUCAAUGGUUAUGACAAUGAGCCAUUUUUCAACAUCCCCAUGGGUGGGCGAAUCCCUGACCUCCUACAAAUGCCAGCCAAUGAAAGUGAUGAGUGGAAAUGGAAUGAUCAUGAGCAGGGAUUUUCUGCAUUGAGACAUCCAGAAAAGUGUGUGUGCAAAGAGAAAGUGCUCGGAAGUGUCACUGAUUUCUGCCAGAUGAAAUAUGCAUAUGUGAUUAAAGCAAGAAUCCUAUCAGCUCAUGACAAAGGAACCCAUGCGGAAGUCGUAGUGAAGGUAAAGAAAGUCCUGAAAUCAGGCAAAGUGAAAAUUGCCCGGAGUAACAGAAGUAUCUAUCCAGAGUCCUGGACCAACCGGGGAUGUACAUGUCCCAUUCUCAAUCCUGGAACAGACUACCUGAUAGCAGGCCAGGAGGAUUCAAGGACCAGCAAACUCCUUGUGAAUAUGAACAGUCUGGUGAAACCCUGGAAGGCGUAUUUGGGGAAACAAGUAGCAGACAUUCUUCGAACUGGGUGCAAAUAAUUUCUUCUUCAGAAGUUUAAGUCACAAACUUUAUAAUUUAAUAGCACUGUGGAGAAAGGUGUAGCUAGUUCAUAUAUUACCAUGCAACACGUUCCUAGCUAAGGGGACAAGAGUGGACUUAUCCUCCUGUCCCUCAUUAUGUGCUUAAACCAGGAAUCCUUGGACAUGACUUUUCUUCAUAAAUACACACUGUCUUAUAUGAAAUUAACCAACCCAUCACAUGUAGGUUACAAAUCACAGUUCUUAGCUUGCAGCCAUUUUCACAGCUCCCAGAAAUUCACUCUCAUGGGAGAAGCAGAAGCUAUGGUUUAUGUUUUUCCACUCUUCAGGAAUGAAUCUGCUAUCGAUACCUAUAAACCGCUUGCAUAGUGCAUUCAUUACUUGGCUGUCAUUUGCUUUAUUUAAGUGGCCAUUAAUGGGCAAAAAAAUUUCAGCUUUGCAGGUGGCAAAAUAUUAAACAGUCAGCAUGUCAAAUGACAUUUGAUUUGUUUGAAAAGAGCUCAGUUAUUUUUAUUUACCAAGCAAACUGCAGUUGGAUCAAUAUCAGACACGCUGCUUUCUAGAGUGAAAAUAUCACAUUGCUGCACAGAGACUAAUGCUGGAACUUUAUCUGGUGAGGGCCUCUACAGAUGGGAGUUGUCGAAGUCAAUGCCUAAUGUGAAAGCACUGCUGGCUCAGUGUGGAAUUCUGACACCACACUCAUCUGUUCUAUCAAAGGUCUCCUCUUUGCUGUUGUAACAUUGCUAUUAGUACUGUCACACAACAGGUUUCAGAAUGACUGCUGCUAAAGAGCCUUGUACCAGUCGAGUAGUGUCAAGCUGCAGCUCCAGCCCCACAGGAGAAGGUGAUGGAAGCUGGCCCAGAUUUGAGUUUGUGAAGCUACAACAGAUAGAGGUGUGAAGGUGCAGCAGGCUGUACCAAUUUGAGGAUUAAGCGAGGUGUUGAUGGCUGACAGGGCAGCUACCUUGUUACUCUGAUCAAUGCCCUUGAGGCCAUGCUCAUUAUUUAAUUGUUGCUACCAUUUUCACUAUGCUCUGUUACUCUUGCCUCCUUUAUGUGUUGUAAUAGUCAAGUGAAGUUACCUUCCAGUUGUGCUUGAAGUUUGUUUAGCAUGAGGAAUAGGGGUGGUAGCAUCUCCACUCUAAAUAAAGUCCUGCUGUUCUGCAGCAGGAGUCCCCAUAGAAUUGUUUUAGUCUAUUCCACAGUUAGUAAGAAGCCAGUUUGUGGAAAUGUGAGUUCCUCAGAGUACCGUGAGGGGAAGGGAAUGAUCUCCUACCGGUCUCUGCCCAAGUGACAGGAAACUCAUGACCAAACUGAGAGGGUAAGGAGUAUGUUCCAUUGAUAAGUAAAGCAUAAGUCAGAACUUUGUUCAAAGAUAUCCUUUUUUUUGGUUUAUGUAGAGCAAGGGUUCUCAAACUGGGGGUCAGGA
Mauremys mutica (yellowpond turtle) is the source of this 3758-nucleotide messenger RNA. Its product is annotated as netrin-4-like. Gene Ontology annotation, biological process: cell migration; basement membrane assembly; substrate adhesion-dependent cell spreading. NCBI's taxonomy places the organism in Eukaryota, Metazoa, Chordata, Testudines, Geoemydidae. Gene Ontology annotation, molecular function: protein binding. The record is from RefSeq and is a predicted model, not a curated record. The transcript is spliced from 10 exons. Gene Ontology annotation, cellular component: laminin trimer. Bases 416 to 2329 code for a protein of 637 amino acids.